This is a messenger RNA of Diprion similis, 630 nucleotides long. RefSeq names its product collagen alpha-1(XV) chain-like. Bases 1 to 630 code for a protein of 209 amino acids. NCBI's taxonomy places the organism in Eukaryota, Metazoa, Arthropoda, Insecta, Hymenoptera, Diprionidae. The transcript has 4 exons. The record is from RefSeq and is a predicted model, not a curated record.
AUGGUAGAUCGAGAAACAGCUAAGGUUUCGGUGGAUGAAGACAUUACGGAAAAAGAGGUGGCAUGGGACUUGUUGGGGACGGUGAUGCAGUUCCCAGAUGAGAAAAACGUGGAAAUGGAUUUCGGAUUGGACAAAUUUCCAGCUUACAGAUUUUUCCCCGGCUCGGACAUCAAGAGAUUCUACAGAGUUCAUUUGCCGGAGAAAUUACCCGAGGAAUUUACGCUCGUCGCCUCUUUCAAAACCCUCCAGCCUACUGGACCCAGUUAUCUCUUUGCCGUUAUUAAUCCCUUAGAGACCGUCAUCCAGCUGGGUCUCAAAAUUUCGAACGGACCCGGGACCAAUCAGAACAUAACGCUUAUCUAUACCAACUCACAGCAGCACUCUCUGUCCGACGAGAUAGCGACUUUCACGGUUCAACGUUUGGUCAAUAAAUGGGCCGAAAUAGUCGUCAAAGUCACGACCACCGAUGUCACGCUCUAUCUGAAUUGCCACGAAUUCGGGAAGCAGAAGGUAACCAGAAUUCCGUCGGUGCUCGUCUUCGACAAGGCUAGUAUACUAUACAUAGCACAGGCUGGUGCCAACAUUAAAGGAAACUUCGACGCUUUGAUACAGGCAAUUGAAAAAGCAUAA